AUGGACCGUCCGGAGCCAGGCCUUAUCAAGUGGACUGCCAAUCCACAUUUAGACAGCUUUGUGCAGGUCAACCUCCAAAGUCGACAUGUCCAGAUUUACGAGGCGAAUGGCUUUGCACGCAACGGCAGAUUCGACUACGUGCGGCGUGUCCGACAUGACGAGUUCCCCCCUCUAACGACGUAUGACUGGUCGCCAUGCGAUCCUGGUCUGAUCGCGGUCGGUACCAGUGGAGGUGUCGUGAAUCUGCUGCGAGUUGACGAUGGCUCUAAUGCCUUUGUCGAGCUGGGCUUGAAAAUGGCGAGAAACUGUCACGCUGUCGCAUUCAACACGACAGGCUUAUUAGCUGUCGGCCUGGACCGCGUUCGAAUGGACCAGAGCUUACACGUUUGGGACAUAUCGCGCUUGUCAUUGAUAGAACCACCCAUGCGGGGUUUCCCGCCUGAUGCCCACGACCACGUCGACAACAUUGCCCACCUAGAACCCAGCGUUUCCGUCUCCAGCCUCAAGUUCUUUGAAGAUAGCCCGCAUACACUUGUCGCCGGUAUCAAGUCGCACGGCGUCAGGAUACACGACCUACGUGACCCGAAUCCAGCCGUCACCUUUCAUACGAGAUGCAACAACAAUAUUGCCAUUGACUACGCUGAUCAAAACUACUUUGCAUCAUCCAGCUUGGAUCACCCCGGCGUCAUGAUCUGGGAUCGACGAGCCAGUAAUCGCCCUCUAGCGUCAACAUCAUAUGUACAAACUGUGGAGGAAGAUGAUAUGCCAUGGGGGGCUGCUUUGCGCCUCGACCAUGCCAUCGAGACUGACCAUGAUCCAUCCGCCGUGGACGAGCGACACUCUAUGAUUCGAUCACUCCGCUAUUGUCGCAAUCAGCGCGGUCUAUUAGCCAUUCUCUCACGCACAGGCGAACUUCGUGUGCUUGACACAAAGAAGGAUUCGCCAUCCCCUAGCAUUACGACAGAGCAAGGACCGGAACUGUUACAUGUGGAGAGAUCACAUGAGCUCGAUCAAUCCUUCAGAUACAAUUCAAGGAAGAAUGACCGCAUUGUGUCUUUUGACUGGGUUACGCUGGGAUCGCCGGAUCUUAAUCCGAGACUGCUUGUUCUGCGAACCAGCGGCAAGUUUGAUAUUCUGGAAAAGCCAUCAGCCUCGACACAACACGCAUACAAGCUCAUUCCAUGGCAAUCACCUCAUCGCGGCUUGGAAUCUGGCCAGUCUUACCAAGAUAUCAUGCAAUUCGACCCUAAGCAAGGCAUGGAAGUUCUUGCUGCCACGCUUGUAGACCAGGCACUGCACGAUGUUCCAAUUUUCGGCGCCGACAAGAUUGCUGUCAAACAAGGCAUCGAAGAAGCAUUGAAAAACCAAGACUCGAGCUCUGUUAUAGUUGAGAGAGUAAACGAGAUCAACGCCCCGCUUCCAGAAGCGUUCUAUGCGUCCAAGACGAUUGCGGGCAAGCUUCGCUCCGUGCGCAAUUACAUCAAAGACUUGGAAACCAAGAUUCCUUCGACGGUAGGCCGAUCACGGGUUCCAAAUGAACUGUCCCUAGCAACCAAUAGCGUCGAAUCAUGCAGGGAGUUUCACGAAGCGCUUCUGUCGGCAACUGUCAAGACCAGUGGCUUGCCGAGCGAAGCACAAAGCGUGGUCGAUCAUGCCAUGCUGUUCCGCGCCAAGGAAAAAUAUCUCUUCGACCCUACGGUCAACAGACAGAUUGUAUCUGACGACCCCUGGAAACGAUAUGUGUGGGAUUGGGUCGCUGACGCCGAACUGGCCGCGUACGAUAACAGCUUGGUGCUCUCCGGCGUCGAUCUCAGCUAUCUUGGCGUGCAUGCGAUAUGGACAAACGACCUAGCUAACAAACCAGGACGUAAUCCAAAAACGAGAACCAGCCCAGGCACCACGAAUCUUCCUGACGCCUUGCAGUGGGAGCGCUUCAUCGGGCCGUACUGCAAGAAGCGAAGGUUUCCACGGUUUGACACCGUCUUCACUAAGCGGCCGCAUACGCGACAGCUGUGCCUGGAGAUCUGCGGCUGGGGCGACCCCGAGUCCAACGACCCCAAGGGCUUCGAGCGUGACCCGUCGCCUGACUAUCCAACGGCGAUACACACCAUGACGGCGUGCCGGUCGCUAUUCCACGGAGAUGUGCGGCACGCCAUCGCCAUCCUGAAGCGGGCGAGCGCGGCUCACCCCGAGCUGCUGUUCGUAUCGCUGGCGCUGCAGCUUAUGGAGCGUGGCGGCGGCAAGCAGCUCGCCAAGGAGCAGCUAGACUUUGAUGAUGCGGUGGCGUCCAAGACGGACCCAUACCUGCGUGCCAUCUCGACGCUCAUAGCCACCGGCAACUGGUCCCUCGUCGCGGACCAGCGCUCGCUGCCGCUCGCGGACCGCGCCUACGUCGCCGUGCGCCACUUCCACGACGACGAGCUCACGAGCUGGCUCGACGAGCAGGUUGAGCGCGCCAUCGCCGAAGGCGACGUCGAGGCCAUCGUCCUCACCGGCGUCUCCGACACCCUCGUCGACGUCUUCGCCGCGUACGUCGAAAAGUUCCACGACUACCAGACGGCCACGCUCGUGCUGUCGCUCUGUUACCCUCGCUACAUUGACGACUUUCGCUGCCGCGCCUGGCGCAACGCCUACCGCGCGCUGCUCCAGCGCCACCGCUUCUUCCUCCAGCGCACCAAGUUCGAGGUCGAGUCUACCAAGCGCUCCAAGCGUGACGGCUCCAACCCGCUCAUCAAACCGCCCUCACGGCAAAUUGCGCUGCGCUGCAUCUACUGCGACGCCGAGACGUCCCUCGCGAACCACCAUCACCAUCACCGCGCCAGCAGCGGCGGCGGCGGCGUCGGCGGCGGUCCGCCUCCGCCCCCGCCGCCGUCCUCCGGCAUGGAGUCGCGCAACCCUCUGCUGGCGACCAGCAUCAACGCGGGAGUCAGCUGCCCCAACUGCGGGCGGCACCUGCCGCGGUGCGUCGUCUGCCUGGAGGUGGUUGGCGUGCCGCGCUCCGACCGGCCCGAGGAGCGCGACGAGACGCGCAUGGCCGGCCGCUUCCCGACGUUCUGCAUGCGCUGCGAGCACGUCCUCCACCUGGACCACGCGCGGCAGUGGUUCGCGCGCCACGUCGAGUGCCCGGUGCCCGAGUGCCGCUGCCGCUGCAACUUUCGCGCCAACCCGGAGCUCAACUAUCACUAA
Cordyceps fumosorosea ARSEF 2679 is the source of this 3186-nucleotide messenger RNA. Its product is annotated as WD40 repeat-like-containing domain protein. The coding region runs from base 1 to 3186 and encodes 1061 amino acids. The record is from RefSeq and is a predicted model, not a curated record. Gene Ontology annotation, cellular component: cytoplasm. The transcript is spliced from 3 exons. Gene Ontology annotation, molecular function: protein binding. NCBI's taxonomy places the organism in Eukaryota, Fungi, Ascomycota, Sordariomycetes, Hypocreales, Cordycipitaceae. Gene Ontology annotation, biological process: positive regulation of TORC1 signaling.